Molecule: messenger RNA, 4169 nt
Organism: Oncorhynchus gorbuscha (pink salmon)
Lineage: Eukaryota; Metazoa; Chordata; Actinopteri; Salmoniformes; Salmonidae
Gene: drp2
Product: dystrophin related protein 2
Exons: 25
Coding region: 440-3082 (880 amino acids)
Biological process (GO): synaptic signaling
Cellular component (GO): plasma membrane
Molecular function (GO): protein binding; zinc ion binding
Source: RefSeq, a predicted model, not a curated record
UGACCGGAGUAUGGUUUGCCGUUUGAAAUGUUCAUCUUCGCACCAGUCUCUCUGCACUUUUCGUCUUUCCCCCUGUUGAUGGGCAUUUCAGUCUGCAAUACAAGUCUAUUAGGCUGUUGCAUGGCACUUUGAGAGACGACCUUUUCCAAAUCCCUGACAAGAAAAAGGUCCACCCUCUGAGGAGAGAAGGAGAGCGCCAUUGGACCCCCACGUGCCAGCGACUGGCCCUCCCCUAGGAAGAGACGCGUUGGCCUGAUUCCACGGAGACGCCGAAUCUGCAGCCACGUCAAUCACGUCUUCACCACUGGCAGCGGGACGGCCUGGGUGGCCGGGAUGCCACUGUGUGCCCUGCCAGUCCACGGUGGAUCCUGAAGGGCAGGAGGACGGAGUGGUGGGGACGGAGUGUAGCAGGCUGGGAGGGCACCACGCGUCUGGAGACAUGAACCUCUGCUGGAACGAGAUCAAACGCAAGUCCCUCAACAUCCGGGUGCGGCUUGAGGCGUUCUCAGACAACAGUGGGAAGCUGCAGCUCUCCCUGCAGGAGAUCAUAGAAUGGCUGACGGCCAAGGACGAGGAGCUGUCAGAGCAGCUGCCCAUAGGGGGUGACGUGGGGGCCGUCCAACACCAGAGGGAGUUCCACCAGGUAUUCAUGGAGGAUGUCAAGUCUCGGGGGCCGUUCAUCUACUCUGUGCUGGAGUCUGCUCAGGCCUUCUUGGCACAGCACCCCUUCCAGGAGCCCGAGGAGACGCUGCCCGACGGAAAAGAAGUGUCUCCGAGGAAGCGGAUCCUGAACGUGAGUCGUUCAGUGUGGAAGCAGGCCAACGUGGCCAGUGACCUGUGGGAGAAGCUGACUGCCCGCUGCGUGGACCGACACAGGCACAUGGAGCGGACCCUGGAGCGCCUGCUGCAGACCCAGGCAGCCAUGGAGGAGCUGGCGGUGGCCCUAGAACAGGCUGAGGGGGUCCGGGAUGCAUGGGAGCCUGUAGGGGACCUCUUCAUCGACUCACUGCAGGACCACAUCGAUGCCACCAAGUUAUUUAAGGAGGAACUAACUCAGGUGAAGGAAGGCAUGAAGCACAUCAAUGACCUGGCUCAUGAGCUGGCCAUUUCUGAUGUCCAUUUGUCCAUGGACAACGCCCACUCCCUGGAGCACCUCAACAGCCGCUGGAAACUACUGCUGGGCUCCAUUGAAGAGCGUCUGAAGCAGCUGCAGGAUGCCCAUAGAGACUUUGGUCCUGGAUCCCAGCACUUCCUCUCCAGUUCAGUGCAGAUACCCUGGGAACGCGCCAUCUCUCCAAACAAAGUGCCCUACUACAUCAACCAUCAGGGCCAGACGACAUGCUGGGAUCAUCCAAAAAUGACGGAGCUGUACCAGGCACUGGCGGAUCUAAACAACAUCAAGUUCUCAGCAUACCGGACGGCCAUGAAGCUGCGGCAGGUGCAGAAGGCUCUGAGAUUGGACCUGCUGACGCUGGCGAGUGUGGUGGACGUGUUCAGGGAGCAGGAUCUGCAGCAUGGGGAACAUGUGAUGGAUGUGGUGGAGAUGAUUCAUGCCCUGACUGGCCUGUAUGAGAGACUGGAGGAGGAGAGGAGGGCCAUCGUGGUCAACAUCCCUCUGUGUGUCGACAUGUGCCUCAACUGGCUGCUCAAUGUCUACGACAGUGGUCGCAAUGGAAAGAUGCGCGUCCUCUCCUUCAAGACGGGACUGGUGAGCCUGUGCAAUGCGGAUGUUCAGGAGAAGUAUAAAUACUUGUUCAGGCAGGUGUCUGGUCCAGGGGGUCUGACCGAUCAGCGUCACCUCACUAUGCUGCUUUAUGAAGCCAUCCAGAUCCCGCGACAGCUGGGAGAGGUGGCCGCCUUCGGAGGGAGCAAUGUGGAGCCCAGUGUACGCAGCUGCUUCCGCAUGGCCCCAGGUAAGCUAGCCAUCGAGGUGUCGCACUUCCUGGAGUGGAUGAGUCUGGAGCCUCAAUCUGUAGUGUGGCUAGCUGUUCUGCAGCGUGUGGCUGUGGCCGAGUCCGCCAAGCACCAGGCCAAGUGUUACAUCUGUAAACAGUGCCCCAUCAAGGGAUUCAGGUACCGCAGUCUUAAACAAUUCAACGUGGACAUCUGCCAGACGUGCUUCCUCACAGGAAACACCGCCAAGGGAAAGAAGCUCCACUACCCCAUCAUGGAGUACUACACCCCAACCACCUCAGGAGAAAAGAUGCGGGACUUUGCCAAAACGCUGAAGAACAAGUUCCGGUCGAAGCAGUACUUUAGCAAGCACCCUCAGCGGGGCUACCUGCCUGUCCAGUCGGUGCUGGAGGCUGAGAACUCUGAGACGCCGUGCUCCUCUCCCAAGCUACCCCAUGCAGACACACACAGCAGAAUCGAGCACUUCGCGAGCAGGUUGGCGGAGAUGGAGAACCAGAAUUGUUCCUUCUUCACGGAUAGUCUGUCGCCUGAUGAGAGUCUGGAUGAAGAUCAGUACCUCCUGCGUCACUCCAGCCCCGGCACCCUGGACCAGGACUCCCCCAGCGGACAGCAGAUGCUGCUGAUCCACCUGGACUGUCAGGACAAGGACGAGCUGCAGAGAACGCUAGCCCGUCUGGAGAAUGAGAACCGGGUGCUGCAGGGGGAGUGGCGGCGACUGAAGUGGAGGCAUGAGGAGGCGGCGGCGGCGCCCCAGCUGACGGAGGGGGGUGAAGGGUGUCCGGGAUCGCCCACGGGGGACCAGCAGGACGAGGAGCUCCUGGCUGAGGCGAGGGUCCUUCGGCAGCACAAGACUCGCCUAGAGACACGAAUGCAGAUCCUGGAGGACCACAACAAACAGCUGGAGUCCCAGCUGCAGAGGCUACGAGAGUUAUUGUUGCAGCCCAAAGAUGACUCGGAGGCCAACGGAUCGGAACCUUCAUCCCUGUCAUCUCCGGUGUCAGGGGGAGGCCGUCAGGGGGAUGGACCCAGUAGAGAGACCACGGACACAGAGGCCGCGGGAGAUGGAGAUGAGGAUCAUGAACAGGACACAGUGCAGCAGCUGCAGGAGGUCAUAGAGCAGCUGAGAAACGUCUUCCCUUCAGAACCUGGAGCAACGUCACUCAUCUAACCCAGGGCGGGGCCUGGAGUGCAGAGUGAUGCCUGAUUGGAUGCCUGAUGGCCCGUGCCCCAUAUAGCUGCCGUCAGAGAGCUGACCCCUCUCCCUCACCCCUGUGGGAGCCAAAGGCUAACAGCUAAUGCCAACGUCCAGGACCAGCCACGCACUAUGCUAACAAGCUAAGGCUAAUGGAUAAUGUUAGCGGUGCAGCCAGACACUGUGUUAACCAGCUAAGGAAGCUAACGGCUAAUGUUAGCAGCCCAGCCAGGCAGAAACUGUGUUAGCUAUGGCUAACUCUAGCAGCCCAGCCAAGACACUGUGCUAACCAGCAUCUGUGUAGUUGCCCGAAGGUGUGAAGCCUUAUAUCUGUACAGCACAAGGACAUUCCACGAAAAUGACUUUGACACAAUGCAAAAACGGUUGGGGAUUUUCCCCAUGUUUUGUUCUGUCCGAGUGCCAGUAACUGUGUGCUCCUCUCAGUAUGUAUGUGUGUUUUCCUUAUUCCCCCCCAAUGCGUUUCAAACUUCUCUUUUUUUAAUGGGGCGUUCAUGUGCAUCACUGUUGAUUUGGGCCAGGCUGGCUGCAUUUCACGCGGCUGUGAUUGGGUGGUUGCGGCAGCCGUACGCCGAGCAGAACAGAGCAGAUUGCCGGGUAGCCAGCGGGACCCACAACGAGCUUAUUGACACUGUGGGACUGACACAUCAUCAGUAAAACCCAAUGAUUUAUUUAAGACAGCCAAAGUGCCCCCCCAGGCCAGGCAGCCCUGCUUCUGUGCACUGUGAGUUUCACUGCUUCCAUCACACGCAGCACACAGACACACGUACACGUUGUUUCAUAUGAACGCUCAUUCUGUACUAACACACAUUCAUAUCAACAUUCAUAUCACACAGGAAUACAAAAAACAGAUACACACACACACAGCCACACACACACACAGCCACACACACGCUUACACCCACAUCCAUGAGCAGUGGAGCGAGAUAGGCUGUGAAUAUACCUCGUAGUGUACAGAAAGAGGGUCUCGAGUCGAGGCUAAUUUGUAUCAUGCCUAAGUGUGUUUAUCUGAGAAAGCGUCUAGCGUUAAAUGCCGGGCCCUCCA